Molecule: messenger RNA, 1415 nt
Organism: Oryzias latipes (Japanese medaka)
Lineage: Eukaryota; Metazoa; Chordata; Actinopteri; Beloniformes; Adrianichthyidae
Source: RefSeq, a predicted model, not a curated record
GCAUGAGGGGGGCAGGUGCUCCAGCUCUGCCUCACAAUCACAUCAAGUGGUCCCAGGUGUGUGAGGCUGUGUUCUUUGCUUUCGUGGUCAGUGCAGCAGUACAACAGAUAACUUUAACUUCCUGCUGCAAAAGGCACUUUGAAGGUUUGGUUCAAUCAUUUGGGAGCAUUCAUGUAACUUCACAGACUGGCUCAGCUCUUCAGCACACAUGGCUGCUGGGUUACUAAUCAUCAGGCUGCUCUUGGUUUUUUUGAUGAGUGAAGUAAAAUACUCUUCUGUUUUUCCCACAAAUGGAGUUUUGGGGUCCCCUGAAAGACAGACCAUUCCUGAAUUGACCAGUAUUGACUCUGAUCAGCCAAAUGAAGCUCAGACCAGUCCUCUGUUGAAACUUAUGAAGGGUGUCUUGAAGCGCCCGAGCAACACAGAAGUGUACAAUCAACCCAGUUUGAUCCAACAUCAUCAGGAGCCCCAAAACCAGCACAGCGAGCGAGCAAUCAAAUGGCUUGCUGAUGUGUUUAAACCAAAAGAUAAUUCCUUAGACAAUUCCAGAAACCUUUUGAGGAACACCGAGACCAGUCCACAAGUGUACAGUCAACCCAGUAUUUACCCACAAACCUAUCAGCAGCAGACUGAGCAUGGAGAUAGAAGGCUGGUCGACGUGAUGAAACCGGAAGAGGAUUUUCUAGUUGAGUCCAAAGCCCCACAGAGCAACACUGGGAUUGGUUCCAUCAUUAAAAGCCUCAUUGGGAUCAGGGAUACCACAGGCACUGCAGAACCUCCCACAUUUCAGGACCAAAAUGACUUUAGUUCUGCGCCUUGGUCUGAGCAUGUGGAUGAUUACAGUUACCCGUAUGAAGAAAUGCCCACAUAUGAUAGAAUCUAUCCAAAUGUCCACCUGGAUGUGUCUCUUCCCUUUGCUCCAUCCUUUCCGAAUGAGGCUUGGAAUCUGCAAAGACUUAUUGGAAUGAUCAAUCCUUUUAAACAGGGUUUACUGCAGACAGGGGUGGGCCAGUCACUUCUGUUUAACCCUGCAGGACCUCUUCGCUUCAAUUCCAAUCCAGCCUAUCCCUUUCGGCAACAAUACCCCUGCCCACAGCCCCAUGUCUCCAUGUACCAUCCUGCCCACUUCCCACAGCAGGUUCCACCUUUUUGGCCCACGUUACAGCAUGGUCCCAGACAGUACCAGCACCCCCAUUAUGGCUCCCAAUACCACUUUCCACAACAACUGCAGCCCAGGCACCAUUUUGUUCCUCGUCUCCCUCAUUAUGGGCCUCAAUACCACUCCCCCCAGCAGCACAACAGGAGGAUGUUCAUGAAAUGAUUGUGGUGAUGUCUGUGGGACUGUGGUGAGGACUUUCCUGCAGAACAAUCUUUGGCAUGGGUAAAUGUUAUCAAUAAAGAAUCUUAUUAAUGAA